AGUAGAUCUUGGAGCUGCAAUGCAACACAGUGGUCAGAUGAAAACCUUCUCCUUAAACAGAGAGCAAGUUAAGGCCAACAAAGCUGAUGGCUGCAAACUGAUAUCUAAAAGGCAAGACAAAUACAGUACAAGCAUAAAGGAGGAAACCAUUGCUCAGCCACAGGAGAUAACACCCUUCAAUGAUCUUUUAAGACAAAAGAACCAAGAGGAUGCAUCUAUUGAUUCGAUAACAGAUUGUUUGAGUUCUCUGAUGGACACAACUCGUACAAUGAGGACACAAAGGCCCCAGAAGAAGUGGUUGUCUGUAUCCUCUGCUCAACGAAGUGACGCAAGCAUUGAACCAUACAGUCAAGAUAUAUCGUUUGACAAUGCAAAGACAAAGAUAAAGAGUUGUGCAAAAUCCCAAAAGCUUCCAAAAGCAUUCUUUAAGGUUAAAGAACUUCAUGAUUCUCAAGAUGGUCCAAGAAACAGAGGCCUGCACUGCAGCUGGAGUUGCAAGGAUAUAUCCUGUCAGCAGAAGUCAAAAACAAAAAAUCACAUAGCAUGAUCAUCAAUCAUGCAUUUAGCACUUCUACAGGUGAGAGGUUGAAAAUCAGUACACUACAACCCAAGUCCUCAUUCCGUAGAUUAAAUAAUGUUAAUACUUGUAUAGAUUUCUUAGUGUUCUACAAAGGCUAUGGUUCAACAUAGCGUAUAAGUAGUGCAUAAAAUUUCAAUAAUUUGUCUCUAUACUAGAUAUAGAGAACAACUUUGAUGGAACCCUAUCCAUGAAUACUUGUUAUUGUAUAAAUGUCAAGUUCCUAUAAGUUGAACAUGCAUUUUCACAAGUAUG
Messenger RNA from Rosa chinensis, 832 nucleotides. RefSeq lists its product as uncharacterized. The record is from RefSeq and is a predicted model, not a curated record. The transcript has 2 exons. Lineage: Eukaryota; Viridiplantae; Streptophyta; Magnoliopsida; Rosales; Rosaceae. The coding region runs from base 20 to 547 and encodes 175 amino acids.